AUGGAAGAAACACGCAGUGACUCCCCCGGUGAUACGAAUCGUCAAGAACAGAAUUCUAAAACUUCUUUUUUGAUUGAGGACAUUUUGUACCGAGGACAGAGACAGUUUAAACAGCCAGAUCCCAGGAGAUUCGAUUAUGAGAGAGAACCAAAAUAUUUUCCUGUGUCAAACGAAAUAAGGCCUGUGCCGAGGGAGGGCUCUUAUUUGCAAGUUAUGGGGGCCCUAGGAGCUUAUUUACACACUCCAAACACGUAUAAGGCUGUUGAGACGCCGUACUUUCUUUCUCAAGGGGUCCCAUACCACGCGCUGUUCACACCGUCGGAGCUUUCUCUUUCCGCGCUGAAACAUUGCAGACGAAGAAAAGCAAGAACUGUCUUCUCAGAUCCACAACUAACUGGUCUUGAAAAGCGGUUCGAAACCCAGCGUUACCUAUCGACUCCUGAGAGAGUAGAACUGGCUGGUGCCCUCAACCUCUCAGAGACCCAGGUGAAGACCUGGUUCCAGAAUAGAAGAAUGAAGCACAAGAAACAGAUGAGGAAACAGCAGCAGCAGAGAAAUUCCGUAGCUGUGGACUUCACGACAAAACAUCCAUCACAAGCAGCGGUAAGAAAGGUAUUUGAGGAUUCACGUAUAUCGACAACACAGACAUCGGAAUCUGAAACGGAACAUAGUGACAGCGACAUCGAUAUAGUCGGCGAAUCGAACUACGUACAACACUACACCGGCUCGUAA
This is a messenger RNA of Melitaea cinxia (Glanville fritillary), 732 nucleotides long. RefSeq names its product brain-specific homeobox protein homolog. NCBI's taxonomy places the organism in Eukaryota, Metazoa, Arthropoda, Insecta, Lepidoptera, Nymphalidae. The transcript has 5 exons. The record is from RefSeq and is a predicted model, not a curated record. Gene Ontology annotation, biological process: regulation of DNA-templated transcription. Gene Ontology annotation, molecular function: DNA binding; DNA-binding transcription factor activity, RNA polymerase II-specific. Bases 1 to 732 code for a protein of 243 amino acids.